GGCAGGCAGACAGGCAGACAGGAUGGGGAACCGGGAGAUGGAGGAGCUGAUCCCGCUGGUGAACCGGCUGCAGGACGCCUUCUCGGCGCUGGGGCAGAGCUGCCUGCUGGAGCUGCCGCAGAUCGCCGUGGUGGGCGGCCAGAGCGCCGGCAAGAGCUCCGUGCUCGAGAACUUCGUGGGCAGGGACUUUCUUCCUCGAGGGUCAGGCAUUGUAACAAGACGACCCCUUGUUCUGCAGCUUGUCACUUCCAAAGCAGAAUAUGCUGAAUUCUUACACUGCAAAGGAAGGAAGUUUACAGAUUUUGAUGAAGUUCGUCAAGAGAUUGAAGCAGAAACAGAUCGAGUGACAGGAAUGAAUAAAGGCAUUUCAUCUAUACCUAUUAAUUUACGAGUCUAUUCCCCGCAUGUGUUAAAUCUAACCCUUAUUGACCUGCCUGGAAUCACUAAAGUGCCAGUAGGGGAUCAGCCACAAGAUAUCGAAUAUCAGAUCAGAGAAAUGAUUAUGCAGUUUAUCACUCGAGAAAACUGUCUGAUUUUGGCUGUUACACCUGCAAACACAGAUCUUGCCAACUCUGAUGCCCUGAAGUUAGCUAAAGAAGUUGACCCUCAAGGUCUGAGAACUAUUGGAGUCAUCACCAAACUAGAUCUUAUGGAUGAAGGAACUGAUGCAAGGGAUGUUCUAGAGAACAAAUUGCUUCCUCUUCGAAGGGGUUAUGUGGGUGUGGUAAAUAGAAGCCAAAAGGACAUUGAUGGAAAGAAGGACAUUAAGGCAGCUCUGCUGGCAGAAAGAAAAUUUUUUCUUUCCCACCCAGGCUACAGACACAUUGCUGACCGAAUGGGAACUCCACAUCUUCAAAAAGUCCUAAAUCAGCAACUCACUAACCAUAUUCGAGAUACAUUGCCAAGCUUCAGGAGCAAGCUCCAGGGACAAUUACUUUCCAUAGAACAUGAAGUGGAAGCCUACAAAAACUUCAAGCCAGAAGAUCCUACAAGAAAGACAAAGGCUCUGCUACAGAUGGUUCAGCAGUUUUCAGUGGAUUUUGAAAAGAGAAUUGAAGGAUCAGGAGAUCAAGUAGAUACACUGGAGCUCUCAGGCGGGGCAAAAAUAAACCUCAUUUUCCAUGAACGAUUCCCUUUUGAGAUUGUGAAGAUGGAGUUUAAUGAGAAAGAACUGAGAAGAGAAAUAAGCUAUGCAAUCAAAAACAUUCAUGGUAUCAGGACAGGAUUAUUUACUCCAGAUAUGGCUUUUGAAGCAAUAGUUAAAAAACAAAUUGUAAAACUAAAAGGACCUUCCCUGAAGAGUGUAGACCUGGUGAUGCAGGAGUUAAUCAAUACUGUAAAAAAAUGUACCAAAAAGCUUGCAAACUUCCCAAGACUUUGUGAAGAAACAGAACGGAUUGUUGCUAACCACAUUCGUGAGAGAGAAGGAAAGACUAAAGACCAGGUGUUAUUGCUGAUUGACAUCCAGUUAUCCUAUAUUAACACCAAUCAUGAAGACUUCAUUGGCUUUGCAAAUGCCCAGCAGAGAAGCAGUCAGGUUCACAAGAAGAGUGCAGUUGGAAAUCAGGGAACCAAUCUUCCGCCUUCAAGGCAAAUUGUUAUUCGGAAGGGAUGGCUAACAAUCAACAACAUUGGCAUCAUGAAGGGAGGAUCCAAGGAAUAUUGGUUUGUCCUUACUGCAGAAAGUUUGUCCUGGUAUAAAGAUGAUGAGGAAAAAGAAAAGAAAUACAUGCUUCCUUUGGACAACCUGAAAGUUCGAGAUGUGGAAAAGAGCUUUAUGUCUAGCAAGCAUAUCUUUGCACUUUUUAACACAGAGCAGAGGAAUGUAUACAAAGACUAUCGAUUUCUUGAGUUGGCAUGUGACUCCCAAGAAGAUGUAGAUAGCUGGAAGGCAUCUCUGCUCCGAGCUGGUGUAUAUCCUGACAAAUCUUUAGCUGACAAUGAUGAGAGUGGUCAAGCAGAAAACUUUUCCAUGGACCCACAAUUAGAGAGACAAGUGGAAACCAUUCGCAACCUUGUAGACUCCUACAUGUCUAUAACCAACAAGUGUAUCCGAGACCUGAUUCCCAAAACAAUAAUGCACCUUAUGAUCAACAACGUCAAAGAUUUCAUAAAUUCAGAGCUCCUAGCACAGUUAUAUUCCUCAGAGGACCAAAACACUUUGAUGGAAGAGUCUGCCGAGCAGGCUCAGCGCCGUGACGAGAUGCUUCGAAUGUACCAAGCCCUUAAGGAAGCCCUCGUAAUUAUUGGUGAUAUCAACAGUGCCACUGUGUCUACUCCUGCACCUCCUCCUGUGGAUGACUCCUGGCUACAGCAUUCUCGUAGAUCACCCCCUCCAAGCCCUACAAACCAAAGGAGAUCAACGUUAAAUGCUCCUCCAACCAGACCCACAUCUGGCCGAGGACCUGCUCCCGCAAUUCCAUCCCCGGGCCCCCAGUCUGGGGCUCCACCAGUACCAUUCCGUCCAGGACCUUUACCUCCUUUUCCCACUAAUAGUGAGGCAUUUGGAGCACCUCCGCAAGUCCCAUCCCGGCCAACGCGGGCUCCUCCAAGUGUCCCAAGGACAACAGCAAAUUUAGCUUUCUGAGAAAGAAGUUUCAUUUUUCAAGUUCUUUGCUUCACUGAAAGCCCUUUCUUCUAGUCUAUCUGAAACAGAAACUCCCAACGUGACAAGGCAACAUGAACACUGUCCUGCUGAUUCCCUGCUGCCUUUAAUAUCGUUACAAAAGCAAUAAGUGAAUCUUUGGAAGGAGGGGAUUCAGUGUGGGCUUCUGCUUCCUUUUCUUCUGGACAGUCCACCAAUUCAUUAGCAAGUUAUGACCUUGCCUUUUAAGAGAAUAGAUAAUUUUGUCAAACCUCAUUCAGAGUUAAUCAAGCUACUUGUCCUUUUAAAGAAACCAUGAGUGUUCUGGGUCUUUUUUUCUUUUUCUUGUUCUUUUUUAAAUUGCUUUCCAUUUUGAUGUACAGGAGGGGAAGGAGAGAGGAGGGGGGGUAAAUUUGGGCCCGUUUCUUCCUCUGCUUCUCAAGCUGUUUUGGUUUAUGUACACUGGAUUUUUCUGUGAGGAAGCUAAAACCGUUGCAUGCUGUGUGCUUGCCUUAAUUAAUCCCACCUGAAUAGGGAAGAGUCUGGCCCAACAGAGCUUACAAAUGUGGGUGCUGACUUAGUGAGUAAGUUGAUUGUGCAGCGUCUAUGAUUUGUAAAACAUUUUCUGUUGCCAGGAGAUCUGGGUUAUCCCCUCCUUCCUUACCCCCAGCUCUUCUCUAAAGAGAAUAAGCCAGGCUGGAGAAAUCCAGCUGUAUACUUGCUCAGUGCGAUUAUCUUAAGCAGAUACAACUGCCUCCGUAGAGUCCCAUCAUGACCUUGUUCUCCUACUUAAAAAUCAGAAUCUUCAUCAAACACUAACUUUACUUCUCAAAGAGUUAUUCUUGGUUACAGCUUCUUAAAAUUAGUUUAUUGGGAAUUGCAGCCUUGCCAUUAACAGAACAAAUUAACUGAAUCAGAGUGUGUUUUUCCUGGCAACAGCUGAUUCUGGCAUUCAUUCACUGGCUUGUACUCUGCUCCUCUCCCUUAUCCUUGAACUAAGAUGUUUUACAACAAUCUGAAUAGAAGGGUGGGGUAUGAUGGAGAGGGUCUCCAUCCAAGGAGAGCACUUCUUCAUUUACCUCAUUGCUCCCAUCUCCAUUUAGUCCACAUUAAAAUAAUAAUAGUAACAAUUGAAGGGCCUCCUUUGAACAGAUCCUAGCUAUCACUUCAUAGGAUCUUCUCCAAGCUUGGCUAAGUUGGGCUGUCUCAAAGGAUUUACCCUCUAGUCCAAUUCACUCCAGUUUACCCACACAUGGGACCACACAGAAUAGAGCCUAAUCACUACUUGUGUCUAACCAUUAAGGCUGAUGACCAAAUCAUGUCCUGAUUCUGAUUUGUUCAUAUGACAGAACCAUAGGCCCGCAUCAGGAUGGCCCUUUAGUCCCACAGUUAUGUUUUAGAGCUACCAAGUUUGAAAAGAGCAAGUCCUUUUCAUGACUUCACUAAGCUAAUUCACUUGGCAUCCUUGGUAAAGAGGCCUCACUACAGCCCCACAUAUUCAGUAAAUUAGUCUUUAAUCAAGUAAUCCCAGAGGAAAUCUGAUAUAAAUACUCUGAAGAGACAAAAUGUAUUGAUGUUCCUUUCCCUACAGUAACGAACUCCAGUUGAUUCUACCUAUAGUUUGUUUUUCAUUUUAUUUAAAAGUUGCUUUAGUAUUAACUCAAGUGGCAUCUGAUGACUUGAAAUAUCUCUUUCACCUAAGCUAACCAUGGGUUUUAAUGAUAGUUUAUAUGUAACUAUUUUCACUUAGGGAUAAGGUCUCCUUGUUUUGUUUUGUUGUUUCUUUU
Vombatus ursinus (common wombat) is the source of this 4371-nucleotide messenger RNA. It is a transcript of the gene DNM3, whose product is annotated as dynamin 3. The record is from RefSeq and is a predicted model, not a curated record. The transcript has 21 exons. Lineage: Eukaryota; Metazoa; Chordata; Mammalia; Diprotodontia; Vombatidae. Gene Ontology annotation, molecular function: GTP binding; GTPase activity; microtubule binding. The coding region runs from base 23 to 2587 and encodes 854 amino acids. Gene Ontology annotation, cellular component: microtubule; cytoplasm; membrane.